AUGCUUCAGAUGAAGUUAACCUUUAAGGCAGUUGAAGGGCAUGAAAAAUAUUUGGGUCUUCCGACUUAUAUUGGAAGUUCAAAAAAACGAGUUUUCCAAGCUAUUCAAGAUCGUGUCUGGAAGAAGUUGAAGGGUUGGAAAGGGAAAUGUCUAUCUCAAGCGGGUCGAGAAGUUUUAAUUAAAGCCGUGGCGCAAGCAAUCCCGUCUUACGCUAUGCAAUGCUUCAGGCUACCGAAAAGCAUUACAGAUGGAAUUGCGAAAAUGUGUAGGAGUUUUUUUUGGGGACAAAAGGAUGAAGAGAAGAAAAUAGCGUGGGUGGCAUGGGAAAAGUUAUUCUUACCUAAGAAAGAGGGGGGACUUGGUAUUCGAGAUUAUGAUAUCUUUAAUAGAGCGCUGCUUGCAAAACAGGCUUGGAGAAUAUUAACAAUGCCGCACUCUCUCAUGGCUCGGGUGCUUAAAGGAAAAUACUUUCCUUCAUCUACAUUCCUUGAAGCGUCUGUAAACCCGAAUUCAAGCUACACAUGGAAGUCAAUUCUCUCUGUGAAGGAUGUGUUGUUAAAAGGUGCCUGUAGAGUUAUUGGUGACGGACGAAACACUAAUAUCUGGAAUGACCCUUGGGUCCCCAACCUAUCAAAUUUUCGGGUCCAUGGAAAGGAUGGAAGUAGGAGUGCAAAUGUCCCUUAG
Messenger RNA from Beta vulgaris subsp. vulgaris (sugar beet), 684 nucleotides. RefSeq lists its product as uncharacterized. Lineage: Eukaryota; Viridiplantae; Streptophyta; Magnoliopsida; Caryophyllales; Amaranthaceae. The coding region runs from base 1 to 684 and encodes 227 amino acids. The record is from RefSeq and is a predicted model, not a curated record. The transcript has a single exon.